Molecule: messenger RNA, 484 nt
Organism: Wallemia mellicola CBS 633.66
Lineage: Eukaryota; Fungi; Basidiomycota; Wallemiomycetes; Wallemiales; Wallemiaceae
Product: glia maturation factor beta
Exons: 7
Coding region: 21-440 (139 amino acids)
Biological process (GO): actin filament debranching; negative regulation of Arp2/3 complex-mediated actin nucleation
Cellular component (GO): actin cortical patch
Molecular function (GO): actin binding; Arp2/3 complex binding
Source: RefSeq, a predicted model, not a curated record
ACCUGUACGUACCACCAUCAAUGUCGACAUCGAAAACAAUAGAUAUACCAGUUGAGGUCAGAGAUGACUUGCGUAAAUUCAGAUUUAGCAGGUUAAAAGGUAUAUCUGUACUGAUCGUGAAGAUAAACAAACAGACUCUCAGUUUGGAAACACAGGAGCGUCUGGAGGAUAUCUCACUAGAAGAACUAGCAGAUGAAUUGCCAGAAAACGCACCUAGAUACGUCGUCAUAUCAUAUCCAGUUAAGCAUCCAGAUGGCAGAAUAGCAGUCCCAUUGGCACUUAUAAAUUGGAAGCCAACAACUUCCUCACCUGAGAUGAACACGCUCCAUGCGUCUGGACUGUCUAUGUUCCAGCAAGUAGCUGAAGUCAGCAGAAUCGUCGAAGUCAGAGACGGUGCAGAAGCAUUAACGGAAGAACUCCUUAAUAAGGCAUUAGGAUAGUGUACACUAUCAAUUUUGUAAAAUCUAGAAAUUAUUAUCAAAAC